Molecule: messenger RNA, 1341 nt
Organism: Colletotrichum graminicola M1.001
Lineage: Eukaryota; Fungi; Ascomycota; Sordariomycetes; Glomerellales; Glomerellaceae
Product: major facilitator superfamily transporter
Exons: 4
Coding region: 1-1341 (446 amino acids)
Biological process (GO): transmembrane transport
Cellular component (GO): fungal-type vacuole membrane
Molecular function (GO): transmembrane transporter activity
Source: RefSeq, a predicted model, not a curated record
AUGGAUCCCGAAAAAGGUGCCGCGAACCCCGUCCACCCCGACGCACCGCCGGCCUCGAUCCAAGAUGGGCACGAAACAGACCAUUCGAGCGACGAUGCCCCUCACGGCCCGGUGACGAAAGCAGAAGAGCAGACAUGCGAUGGCCGGGACGCCUGGAUCACGGUCGCGGCCUCGUCCCUGACCAUGUUCGUUUACCUCGGCGUCAUCUACUCCUGGGGCAUCAUGCAAGUCCGGCUCGUCGAGACGGCCGGCUCGAGCCUGACGACGCUGACGUUUGUCGGCUCGCUGGCGACGUCGUUCAUGAUCUGCUUCAGCAUCGUCUCGGACAAGAUCGUCUGCCGGGUCGGGUACCGGCUCUCGGCGCUGGUUGGCGGCGUCUUCAUGGGGCUCGGCGAGGUCCUCGCGAGCUUUGCGACGCGUCAUGUGGUCGCGCUGUUCUUCCUGCACGGCCUCGUCUUCGGCCUCGGUGGUGGACUGUGUGUUUUUUCUGUCUCGACUGCUCCGAUGAGCUUGUUCAAGAGGCGCAAAGCCCUGGCGAUGGGGUUCGUCUUUGGCGGCGGAAGUUUGGGAUCCGCAGUCAUGAGCGUCGCAACCAACUUCCUCGUCAGGGACCUCGGUGUCGCGUGGACAUUUCGGAUCCUUGGUUUCAUCCUCUGGGGGGUGUCGAUACCCGCCUCGUACUUCUUGCCGCAAAGAAACAGUUCUGGAAAGAAGGCCUCACGUCAACUGCAGUGGUACCGCUUCAAGCAACCGCGGUUUCUCUUGCUCGUGGGCGGGACGAUCUUGGCCUGCUUCCCGCUGUUCAUCCCGCCCUACUUCAUCCCCAUAUUCUCGAGGUCGAUGGGCUAUCCCAAGGAGGUCGGGAUCAUAAUCCUCGCGGCAUGGAAUCUGGCAUCCACUCUGGGGCGCAUCAUGGCUGGUUGGGUCGCGGACACGCUGCUGGGCCCCGUGGAGAGCCUGGCGAUCUGCAUGCUCUUCAUGAGCCUGAGCUCUCUCGUCGUAUGGCCCCUGUCUUCGUCCAUCGGCAUCUUCGCGGUCUACCUUUUCUUCAACGGCGUCGGCUGCGGUGCGUUUUUCAGCCUGACGCCCAUCGCCGUCGGUGCCACGUUUGGCGCCGAGAAUACUCUCAGCAUCAUUCCGGUGAUUUGGACCACGUGGUUUUGCGGAUUCUUCUUCGGCACACCGAUCGCUUCUGGGCUCUACUCUCUAUCAGGAGGCGCCGACGGCCUGGAAAACUUCAGGCCCGCUGCGUAUUACGCCGGUGCUAUGGCGAUGGCGGGGUUUGCCUGCGUGUUGGCAAUGCGGUUCACCCGCACACACGAGGUGACGGCAAGGAUGUAG